Molecule: messenger RNA, 333 nt
Organism: Beta vulgaris subsp. vulgaris (sugar beet)
Lineage: Eukaryota; Viridiplantae; Streptophyta; Magnoliopsida; Caryophyllales; Amaranthaceae
Exons: 1
Coding region: 1-333 (110 amino acids)
Biological process (GO): response to red or far red light; negative gravitropism
Source: RefSeq, a predicted model, not a curated record
AUGGUAAAAAAAGUUCCAGUCAGAAAUUCAGAACAAGAUUCUGAGAUAAAUCAGUUGCAGCAUCAGAUAGAAGAGGCUACUCAAAAGCGAGAUAAACUCGAAAAGAAUUUAAAGCUUCGGGGAUUGUCAACAAGAGAUUUAGAAGUUUAUGGAGAGCAAAAGAGAUUUUUCCCUGUGGAUUUGGCUCCUGAUUUGUUUAUUUCGGUGGUAGAAGCUGUAUACAAAGCUAUCCAUGACUUCUCAAAGCCAUUGAUCAACAUGAUGAAGGCGGCUGGUUGGGACCUUCAUGCUGCAGCUCACUCAAUUGAACCAAGUGUUGUUGACUGUACAUAA